Messenger RNA from Hemicordylus capensis (graceful crag lizard), 11556 nucleotides. RefSeq names its product calmodulin-1. The transcript is spliced from 12 exons. The record is from RefSeq and is a predicted model, not a curated record. The coding region runs from base 185 to 634 and encodes 149 amino acids. Gene Ontology annotation, molecular function: calcium ion binding. NCBI's taxonomy places the organism in Eukaryota, Metazoa, Chordata, Lepidosauria, Squamata, Cordylidae.
CCGCCCACAGCUUUGCCCUUACCGCUGCGGGCGAGCGCCGGGACUCGUUUGCUCGGGCGGAGGGAUACGCGAGCGCGGAGGAGAGGCUGUCCGCCCUGUCGUGUGAGGCGAGGGGCGGAGGGAGACGGUCGCCGUCCGAGAGCUGAGGUUGCCACGCUGCGUCCCCUCCCCCCUCCCGGUUACCAUGGCUGACCAGCUGACUGAAGAGCAGAUUGCUGAAUUCAAGGAGGCCUUCUCCCUCUUCGACAAGGACGGCGACGGCACCAUCACCACGAAGGAGUUGGGCACCGUCAUGCGCUCCCUGGGGCAGAACCCCACCGAGGCCGAGCUGCAAGACAUGAUCAACGAGGUGGACGCGGAUGGGAACGGCACCAUCGAUUUCCCAGAAUUCCUCACCAUGAUGGCCCGGAAGAUGAAGGACACGGACAGCGAGGAGGAGAUCCGGGAGGCCUUCCGCGUCUUUGACAAGGAUGGCAAUGGCUACAUCAGUGCUGCUGAGCUGCGCCACGUCAUGACCAACCUGGGGGAGAAGCUGACCGACGAGGAGGUGGAUGAGAUGAUCCGAGAAGCCGACAUCGACGGGGACGGCCAGGUCAAUUACGAAGAGUUCGUACAGAUGAUGACUGCCAAGUAGGCAGGUGCCGUCCCUGCCCUGCCCUGCCCUGCCCUGCCCUGCCCAGCCCAGAGCGGAAGGACUGCCCUCGGCUUCCCGAGAGAUCUCGCCCAGCCCUGCCCGCCUGCCCGGCCCUCUUGCUUCUUCGUCGAGGCUUUAGCGGUUCGUAGCCAUCCUCGGCCGCCCCGUCCCUUCCGCUUCCCCUUCCCUCUGGGCACCUGCUGGGGAGGGAGGGGGAAAGUGGGGCUCAGCUCCUGGCGCUGGGGAGUCCUGGGGGUGUCCUUGCCCCUGGGCAGCUGCGUCCCUUCCUCCCACCUGUGGGCGGCAGGGUUGUGUGGCCGGCUGCCGCCUCCUGCCUUCUCUGUUGUCUUCCUGGGAAUCUCUGCAUAUCUUGGAUUUACGAUGAUGAUGAUGAUGAUGAUGAUGAUGAUGAUUGUAACUGCUAAUUCCCCCCACCGCCGCCGCCCCCCCUCCCCCUCUUCCCCAGUGGCUUCAGGGAGUGCUUCUCUUCCAUUCCAGGCGGCAGGGGGUGCCAGGUUCCUUUUCCUUUUCAAUAAAGUCUGUGUCGUUUCAAAACAGCAGGGACCGGCGUGCUGGUGUUGCAGGGCGCCCUGGUGUGGGUGGCUCCCCCACUGCCCGCCGGGGAGCAGGCCUGCCUCUCUAGCCCCCACCCCGCCCCCCAGUGCCCGCCCAGCCCCUUCUCCGUUCCAUUUCCCAACUCAAGAGCCAGCAGUAGUUCAUGGGAGCCUGCGAGUCAUCAGCACCCGGACUGCUUCUGGCAGCUCUCUAGAGGGGGGGUGGCGGGCUUAGCAAUGGGGAGGGAGGUGCCAAGGCUGUAUCUCGAGGGAGGAGCCCCCAUGGAGCAGGCAGAAAGCCCCAAGUCCAGCCCCAACAGGCAGCCUCUGCAGGCUGAGCUGGAAAAGCCCCUGGAGAGCGGCUGCCAGUUGGUGCAGACCGCCCUGAGCCAGCUGGCCGAAGGGAGAAGGCAGCUGCCGCUGUACAAGUCCAGGCUGGGUAGAGAAGGCGGCUCUUCAGAGAGACCCACUUGGGGGCUUCCCUGGCGCCCACAGCUAGGGUGGCAGAGAUGGGCGGCUGCUGCUGCAGCAGUGGGGCUUCCCCAUGCAUCUGGCCCUGCCCCGCCCCAGCUGAUUCUGUCAGAGGCCAAGCGGUGCUGGUGUGUGUGGUGUGGAGCAGCAUGGCUUGGGGUUGCUUCUGUGGGCUGCUCCGAGGCCCAGCGUGCCCUCCAGCUUCCCAAGGCAAAUCCAGCCAGUUUGGCCAGCGGCAGCCAUGGUAAGAGUUUCCCACUGCCUGGACUCGGGUGGGUCGAGCUUGUGGAAGUUCCCCGGCCUCAAGGAAAGGACGACCCCAUUAGCUUGAGAGGCAGUUUUUUAUUCUCAAAUAAAAAAUACAGAUGGUUUGGUUGCAUGGACGAGGUGCCCAACAAAGGCGAGUUCUUGGCCUUUUGUGCUGCUUAGAGGAGGACUUGAAUACACUCCCCCCACCGCCCCACUGUCCCCACAGCCUGGAGCGGGGAGGGGGGACAUGGCAGUUAAGACAUACACACACAUAGAUACCCGCGCACGCACACAGAUAUACCCCGUUGCCCUCAGGAAGGGGAGCCCCCCCCGCUCCCCCAGAAAAACAGCUGCCAAGUGCAAAAACCCAAGUGAGCGGGGAGCCGCUGGCUCUGCUAGCAAUUCAGGCCAGUUUGAAACGGGAGGGACUGCGGUGGCCUCCCUAGAAGGGGGAAGCCAAGCUUUUGGGGAGGGGGCUGAGAGUUCUGGAGAGCUCCUGACAGCUGCCAGAAUGCCUGGGCUCAAAAGGGGCCCCCUUGGAACUGGCAGGGUGCUGGCUGACAUGGGCAGCCCUCGUUCCUCUGGGAGGGAGCACCAGCCCACUUCCCUGCGGGCUGCAGGGGGGAGCAAAGGCUGGCUUCGCAUGAGCCCACGCCCGGCCAGGGCUUCCAGGGCAGGAGGCAGCCCUUGGGGCCAAGAAGCUGCUUUGGCACUUCUCCUGGCCUUCCACACACCUUGCUAAAACUGGCUUCUCAAGCGCACACUCAGGAUCUCUGCCCCCCACCCCACCCUGCGCUCGUGCUCUCUCUCUCUCUCUCUCUCUCUCUCUCUCUCUCUCUCUCUCUCUCUCUCUCUCAGCAGCCCUGGGAAGAGAUCCUUGGAGAAAGAGAUUGCACCUUGUCACAUCCUUCCGAGGGCAACGGGGAGGCAAUUCUCCUCCAGUUAAAGGCGGGAGGGGAAAUGGAAAAGAAACAGAGACUGACUUAAAGACCUUUCCUUAAAAUGCAGACCUCUGUAUUGCAGUGGCCAAGUUAGAUCAGCUGGACAGGGUGUGAGAGAAUGGCUUUGCUCAGGGUGGGAGAGGCUGGUGAUUGAGAACAAGCCACUAGGAGGAAGUUUGCACCAGAAAUCUGAUCUGGUGUGAGUGGGUACUCUCCAAGUCCCUCUUUCCCCCCAGGCCCGUUCCAAUUUUCCAAGUCUGGAAUUGCACUUCCCUUUAAAGUGACUGGCUUCCUUCUCCCUCUCUUCUCUAAGGCCCUUUUCUAGAGUCUUAGCAUGUUCCUUAUCUUUAUUCCAGACGAUUUAAUCCAGAAUAUAAAUGCACGCACACAGAGACACACUAGACUAGCAUACUACCUCCUUCAUUUAAGUCGGGGUUAGUCCUCCGUAGCCCAACAUAGACUAACAACACCCUGUAGUGCAGGCAGCUGGGAAGGUUAAAUACUAGACCUCUUCUCUCCCCCACAAUUUCGCAUUAACAAAUGUCUUUGGUUCCAUUUAAUUAGCUUCAAGUGGACCAGCAAGUAAUUAGCAUCGUCAGGCUGUGUUUUGCAGAGCGGAAAUGUAUCCCGUUUGAACAGUCCCAGCAUGUAAACACAACCUGCUUCCUCCUUCCUACAAUGAUGCUGCGAACAAAUGCUCACCCUGGGAUAGGAGCCACAGGAUGAGGAGCAUCCAUUUGGCUCGUAGCCAAAGGUCUGGAUCUCCCUCACUUGAGAAAAAGGACUGUCCUGGAAAUGGAAUUUCCAUGCAGAGUUCACAUUACGAAGGCCAAAAUAAAUGGUAGGGGGCUGCAGUGAUCAAAUCCAAGUUAACGGACCUGGAAUCCUGUCGCUUAAAUUAGAGUUGAGCAGAAGUCAGAAACUUUUGAGAAACUCCAAAUCCUCAAAUUGUUGUUGUUUUAAAUGUGAGCGGUACUGGUUUUAGGUAAAAAUCUAGUUUCCAGUGAAAAGUCCUUAAAAAAGAGAUUGCUACCUAAUUACAGAGAGUGGCGAGGCCCUUCCCACUGUCCUCAUGCCAACUUCUAGCCAAGAGGGGCUGGUUGUGAGACUCUAAAUGUGGGGUAUGGAGGGAACUGCCCCCCCUGCUCCCCCGGAGGCUGAAUUCAAGUGUGCCACUGCAGAAACCCAUGUUUGCCUUCAGUAUUUCUUUUUCUUUUUUUAAAAAACAUAGAGACAUUUCUCUCUCUCAAAAAAUAGACUCUUUCCCUCCACCUCCCCAUCCCCUCAACCCAUUAUUUUUUCCUGAAGUGCCAGAACUUAAGACAGAUCCUGCUGAGGUCAUGGGGCAGACAGGGAAGCCCCUUUGCCCCUCGUCCACCAAGGAUUGGGGGGCACCCCUCUCUUUCCUGCAGAGGUUCCUAUUUGGUUUGCUAACCCUCCUGUCCCCUGACCCAGACCGCAGAGCAGCACGCCCUCUAUCCAAGAAGCAGGGGUGGGUGGGGAGUAGCGCACACACACACACACAGCCGGCUCCCUGUGAUUUGCAGCCCUUACUCCCUCCCACCCCUCUCUGGAGGGGAUCUCGGGUGGCCACCUUUUUGCUUUCAACCCGGCUCUGCUCCUGUGCUUUAUGGCACAGCCUGUGCAGUGUAGAACAAAGCUUUCCCAACACUCUCCAUGCUGGGGAAAGGGCUGCCUGUUGCGUUCCUGUGUUUGCAUUGAAGAUGCAAGGGCCAGAGCCAGUAAGAGAAGGGAGGGGGGAGGGGGGGCACCCCAGUGGGACGCCACAGGAGGGAAUGUCCAGCCCCCUCCCACAGAUGUGGCUUUGGGCUCAGAGUGGAGGGGGCAGACUCUUAUCCUCCCCCUGCCCCCUCCUGAUCAAAGUGACAUUAAAAUGAAGCGGGGGAACAAACCCCCUAACCUAGCCUGUCUUUGGCUGGGCAACCUUAGGAGCUCCCCUGUAGCCCCCGCUCCAACUCCAGUCCCAGGGCUCGGAGAAAGGACCAGCCCGCUUGCUCUUGGGGGGACAGGGAGGCAGAUGGGUCGCCCCAACCCAGACAGGCAGAUCCUUGCCCUGGGGCGGUGGGGGCAGCAGCCCCAAAGUGGAUCUUGAUCUGGCUCUGAAGAAGCAGGAGAGCUGCCUCCCCGCCCUCCCCAUGGCAAGCAGGGCUGCCCCCUCGGGUCCUGCAGGGCCGCAGCGUCCCCUCCCAACAGACCUUUGCCGCUUCAGCCACAACCCGGGAUGAAGAUGUCACAUCAGAUGGGGGUGGACGUGGGGCAGGGAAGAUGCUCCCCCCGCCCGCAACAGCAACAUAGACAAUAAAUACCCACUUCCUUCCUUCCUUCCUUCCUUGUGCACAGCCCCUCCGGGGGCCUGUGCUACAAGGGGGGCUCGUGGCGGCUGGCAGGGGCCUUGGCUUUGUGGGGGUGGCAGGAAGAGGAGCCGGAGGAGGAAGAGGAGGAGGAGGAGGAGGAGCUGCGCCGGGCUUCCCCGCCUGUGCUCGACAUCUUCAGCUUGCGCCGCUUGGCCAGGGGGGCGUUCUCCACGCUCUUCAGGAAGAAGCCUUCCCGCUUGCCCUUGUUGAAGGCCUGUGGAGGGCGGGGGAGAAAGAGGACAGCUUCAGCUCUGCCGCUGCUGCUGCUGCUGCUUUGGCAUCCACCUGUUAGCCAAGUGCCUCCUGGUACUUCUCCCAGCAGCUCCCUCAGCCCAGCAGCGCUGCUCGUGCCUGGGAGGGUGGCUGCACUUUUCUGGCCCCCUCCUGUUGUGGGCUGUCACCGCUGCCCUAACUGCUUGGGCCGGGGUGUGUGUGUGUGCCUCUCUUCAAGCCCCCCCCUUUGCAGAUGUGCUGGUCUCCUGGCCCUCUAGCGGGGGGGGGGGGGCUGUUCUGCAGCAGAGGCUCCCCCAGCUCCAGGCCGGCCUGCUUUCCUCUGGUGCUUGGGGCCUCCCCUGUGUUCUCUCACCCGGCCGCAGCCCUGGCUGGACCUUCUUACCAUGAAGGCAGCGUUGACGCCGGUGCGCACGGCGGGCCCUGAGCUCUCCAGGAUGUCUGGAGUCAUGAGUGGGGUGGACGAGAGGGCGCUCCCGUCCUGCAGCCACUCGCUGUCCCGCAGGUUGGACAUCUUCAGCCGCUUGGCCGGGUUCACCGUCAGGAGCCCUGGGCAGAGAGUGGAGCGGAUGAGCCGCUGGGGGCUUGGGGGGGGGGGAGAGGGGAGCUCCAGGCCCCACCUCAGUGGCAGAUCCGUGGCUGCGUGGCCAGCUGUCAUGCCCCCGAGGAAGUCCAGGCCUAGGCUGGGCUCUGGUCAAACGCAGUGCAGACCUCUUGGGAAGAAACACAGCCAGGCUCAUGUGUCGAUAAAGAAAGAACAAGCAUGAGCCGCCUCCUCGCGUUGUGGUCCUCCUGGGCCCGGAGGAAGCGGGAGCAGCUUUCUGACCCAGUGAACUGAGCGGAGAGCGGCUGCUUUGCCUCUUCUCUUUUCUCUCUGUACCUAAAAGUGCUGCCAGCCCAGCCCAGCCCAGCCCGAGAAGCGCCCCCUCCUCACCUCUGACUAGCUCCUUGGCCUCCUCAGAGACGUUUCUCCAGGCCUCGCCCUCCAGGGAGAAGCGCCCCUCCUUGAUCUUGUGCAUGAUUUCGGCCGCGUGGCUUGCCGCACUCCCUUCCUGGGUGCUGUGGAAGGGGACCUGGCCCGAGAGCAUGGUGUACUGGGGCGGGGGGAGAGAAGAGACUCCAGCGGCUGGGCAAGAAAGCCCCACUCCCUCCUCUCCCCACGAGGGCUCGGCUGCCCCCACGCUGCAGAAUCAGGCCGCCACCCCAUGCUGCCCCCCAGAGUUGCCCAAGAGACCAGCCCCAAAGGCCUCUGCAAGAGGGAGGCCAUUUCUCCCUUCUAACUGGGAGCUCUCUGCCGCCUGGGGAGAACCGGCAGGUCCAUAGAACGAAGACGGGAGGGUGCCACCUGCCCCUUCCCUGAGGCUGGAGGCAGCUCCCAAUUAAAAUGCAGGACCUCCUUUCCCAAGCUUGUCCAGAGCAAAACACGAGGGACAGCAGCCUAAUGGCGCAGUGGGGAAGUGACUGGACUAGCAGGCCAGAGGUUGAUGGUUCGAAUGCCUGCUGGCAUGUUUCCCGGGCUAUGGGGAACACCUAGAUAUAGGAAGGUGCUGAAAGGCCUCAUCAUCUCAUGCUGGGCGGGAGGAGGCAGUGGUCAACCCCUCCUGUAUUCUACCCAAGACACCCGCAGGGCUCUGUGGGCGCCCAGAGGAGUCGACACCGACCUGGCGGCACACUUCAAAGUCCCCACUUCUUACGGCCCAAGACCCCCAAACAAAAAGCAAAAACUGCAGAGUUGCAGAUAAUCAAUUCAACUGACAACAAGCCUCCCUGGCAUUGACUCCGUGCUCCAAAAGCCAAGUUGCUUUUGACUCCGGGCGCCCACAGAGGCCUGUGGUUUUCUUUGGGUAGAAUCCCGGAGGAGUUGACCGUUGCCCCCCCCCCCCUGCAGUCUGAGAGGACGAUGCCUUUCAGCCCCUUCCUCUGCCGCUGCUGCCCCCCUCCCUCGGCCUGGCCAGCAGACACUCACCAGGAUCACCCCCAGGCUCCAGAGGUCGCAAGACUCGUCGUAGCCCCCGUCCAGCAGCAGCUCCGGGGCGGCGUACUGCAGGGUGAAGCAGGGCGUCUGCAUGGGCUGGGAGUUCUGGGGGCGCAGGCGGGCGAAGCCAAAGUCAAUCACUUUCACGGGGGCUCCCUCGGGCUCGUCCGCGUAGAGGAUGUUCUGGGGGGCAGGCAGGGCAGGUCAGCAGCAGCAGCAGCAGCAGCAGCAGCCACCGGACCCCUGGGCUAGGGGAGUGCCCCCCCCUAGGCUGGGGCGGCUGCUACCUGCCAGUUUGCGGGGGGAGGAGGCUGUGGUCUGCCCCCACCCCGCCCAUGGACUCUCCCAGUGCCAUGCCAGGGAAGCAGGUGGCAGCUGGACGGAGUGGGGCCUGGGUUCAAAGGCUGUGGGGAUAUAAUGGGGCAACUCCACGUACAGGAGCCUGAAUCCCUGGGGGUGGGGGGCAGACAGGAGCCUUCGCUCAGGCCAAGUGCAUUUCCCCCCCCCCCCCGCCGUGAGGCUCUGCCUCUGGAGGCCUGGCCGGGCUGUGGCCCCUCCCCACCCACCACGGGGGCGGCCUGGCUUAGGCCCCUCACCCAGGCCCCUGUGAGCCCUGCAAGAGCCUUCCCUUGGGGCAGGCCUGCACAACGCAAGGCCCGGGCGACACGGGCGAGGAAAGCUUGCGAGCAGCCUCCUCCUCCCUCCUCGUGCCGGGGGCAACUCCGACUUCCUUUCAUUCAUCUUUCCAAUAAUUAAUUUGAGUACAGUCUUUAACGUGCUGACUCCUUACCUCAGCCCCUGCCUACCGAGUCACGGCUGGCUGGUUCCAGCCCACCAGGGCCCCAUGAUCCCCUGAGGGGGCUCUCUCUGCCAGUGGACAUGGCAGGCAGGGGCUGAAGCAAAGGGUCAGCACCUCUCUUCUUCUGCACGGAGCACAAGGGACUCCACGGCAGCCCCGGCCAGGGAAAGGGGAGGCUUCUUUGGGCAGUUUGCAGAAGCCUUGGGAAAGUGCAGCGGGUGUGUGUGUGUGUGUGUGUGUGUGUGUGUGUGUGUGGAUCCUCCCCCCCCCCCCGGGGCAUCUGCAGGGGGUGCCAGGAGUGGGAGAGAAGUCACGAGCACAUAGGGGUUUGCUCUUUCUCUCUCUCUCUCUCUCUCUCUCUGUGCUGGGCCUUUUGCCGCAAGAAGGGCACACAGAUCCCGCCCGGCAGUGCGUGCUGCAGCCUGGGGGCUCUGGGUCCCAGUGUCUCCCCCCCCCGCCCACCUCAGUGCUCUGUGAGGUCACCGUGCCCCCCCCUUGGAGGAGUAUGCUGCUAGCCCCCCUCCCCGGCCCACCAGACUCCGCUUGCCUCGGGCUUGAGGUCCCGGUGCACCACUCCUGCGUCGUGCAUGAAGCUGACGGCGGACACCAGGCUGCGCAUGAUCUGGCUGGCCUCCGACUCGCUGAAGUGCUGCUUCUUCUUGAUGCGGUCCAGGAGCUCCCCGCCUCGGAGCAGCUCCAUCACCAGAUACGUGUGGUACUGUGGGCAGCCGGGGUGGGGUGGGGUGGGGUGGGGGGAGAAGGAGUCAGCGGAGCAAUUCCAGAGCCGGAGCCAGGAGAGGGCGGAGGGCCCUGACCGAGGGGGUGGGGGUGAGGGGGCUUUGCUGAGACACCAGAGGGGGCGCGCACACACACACACCCCUGCCCCAAGUCACCUGGGAGAGCAUCCGUUUGUCUGAUGGGCAAGCAGGAUGUCUGGCUUCAAUAAAGACACUUGCUAGCUGUCAGAAGUGCCGCUUAACCUGGAGCCCAACAGGGUCUCCUCAGGAGGAGGAGGAGGACUAGCCAAAGGACUCCUCGGGAGCAGGAUUUCUUGGCUGCCCCACACCUGGGCCAGGCAAGGUUAUUUAAGCCACUUCCUGGCCCAGAGCCCUUGCUGUGUCCUCCCUUGCCGAGAGCAGGGCUGAGCUCCUGAGCCUUCAGGCCCGCUCGGGGCAGCUCCGGAUCCUGGGCAGCCUGCCCACCCUCCUCCUGACUCUGCCGGCGUCCCCAGCUUGCUGUCUGGUUCGCCUGACUCCCACCUCCCUGGGACAUCUCGGGCUCUGCCCCGAGACCCUCUCCUGGUGAGUCCCACAAGGGGUGUGUGUGUGUGCGCGCGCGUUCGCGGGUGUGUGAUGCCAGCUCAGUGUUGUCAGCACUGACUGGCAGUGGCUUGCCAGGUUCCAGAUGGGUCUACUCUGACUGGCAGCAACCCUCUCAGGUUUCAGGCUCAGGGGUCUUUCCCACCCUCGCCUGGAAAUGCUGCCAGGGACUGAACCCGAGACCUUCUGCAUGCCAAGCCCUGCAGAGGUUCUGCCGCUGAGCUGUGGCCCCCUCCCCUAAAGGAGCUACUUCACGGGUGGCAGGUAGUCACCCCUCCAAAUGCAAACCAAAGUGAACCCUGCUUAGCAAAGGAGGCCGCUCGUGCUCAUUACUGCAAGUCCAGUACUCUAAAGAGCAAAGAGGUGGAUGGGAAAACAUUCCGCCUGAAUCUAAAACGAUAAAGCUGCAUUCCACUGAGUCAGACAUUGAGUCGGUCCAUCUCGGUUAGUUUUGUCUGCACUGACUGGCAGCAGCUCUCCAGUUAUUCAGACAGGGGCCUUUCCCAGUCUCACCUGGAGAUGCUGCCUGGGACUGAACCUCUUGUAUGCAAGGCUUUACCAUGUACGUCUCUAACUCCUCGCCAGUUGCAUCCGGAUUCAGUUAUGGUCAUGCAUGGCCCCAGCCUGCUCCUAACAAUCCCGGGCAUCAAAAUCUGCCAGCAAGGGCCCUGGCUUUUUCAUUGGUGGCCCCUGACCUCCAGGGAUGAAGCUGCUCUGGGAAGAGCAUCUAGGUCCCGAGUUCCCUCCCUGGCAGCAUCUCCAAGACAGGGCUGACAGAGAUUCCUGCCUGCAACCUUGGAGAAGCUGCUGCCAGUCUGUGUAGACAAUCCUGUGCUAGAUGGACCAAGGGUCUGACUCGGUAUAUGGCAGCUUCCUAUGUUCCUAUGUCUUCUAUAGGCCUGCGAGAGGCUUCUGCCUCUGAGAACCGAGGAAGAAGCCACGUUACCUGGUCGUGAUGGACGUCGUGUAACUUGACGAUGUUUGGGUUAGCAUGUCGCUGUGCUCUGGGUGGCAUCCUGCAAACAGCAGCGUCUUGCAAAAGCAGAAGGAGGAGGAGGAAAAGACAUUCCCUGUGCCCGCGUGCGGCAGGCUGGCAUCGGCUCACCUCCAGUGCCCAGCACCUUGAGCAGUUCGAAGUUCUCCAUCCCCACCUUCUCCUCAUGGCCUGUCAAGUUUGCUGUGAGGAGAGACAAGAGAUCGGCCUCUCUGAACCAGUUUUCAGGGCCUGGGAGGCUCAGUCCUGGAAAACCACUGUGAAGGGCAGCCCUGAGCAUGUGCAGAGAGCAUUUGUGGUCGCCAGCGAGCCCACCCGCCCCGGGAGUCGGGACAAGGGUUUCUAGGGGAGAACAGAAUUUGCAGACAGAUCGGAGAGGCAUGCAAAUGAACACACAACACGCUGCUGCCACCGCCGUGGACUGUCCUACAAAUUACGUGGAAGGAGGACGUUUCCCCAGCCUGAGAAACCUAGGAAGCUGCCACACACUGAGUCAGACCCUGGGUCCAUCUAGCUGGGCAUUGCCUGCACCGACUGGCAGCGGCUCCUCCAAGGCUACAGGCAGAAGAAAAGAGAGGAUUGGUGGCGUAACCGAAGAACUGAAAAAGAGCCCUUCUGGAUGAGAGCAAAGGCCCAUCAGCUUCACCACCCACUUUCUACAAAGCCUGCAGGUUGUGAGGAACCACUGUUGAUUGGCUUCAGGAAAAAUACAAGUUUCUUGGAUACACUCGGAGAUGCCACAGGAGAGAAGGCCUCUGUCUAACUCCCUUGGAGAAAUCUAAGAAUGUUUGGAUACAAUCUACACUCCCUUUGAAGGAAUUGAAGAAACCUUUUUGGAGGCUAUUUUGAAGAACUCUAUACACCAGGGAGGAUGUAAAGUCUAUCACGUUUGGGACAUAGCAAUUGUUCUUUCACUUCUGAGGAAGCUCAUUGGGAAACAAGGACUUAUCGCGAAACCUUGUCAAGUGAUUCAUGUAUAUUCAGUGUUUUAUUAUAAUAAAUGACUUAUAGUAA